Prionailurus viverrinus (fishing cat) is the source of this 1086-nucleotide messenger RNA. Its product is annotated as glycine N-acyltransferase-like. Gene Ontology annotation, cellular component: mitochondrion. Gene Ontology annotation, molecular function: glycine N-benzoyltransferase activity; glycine N-acyltransferase activity. The coding region runs from base 1 to 1086 and encodes 361 amino acids. Gene Ontology annotation, biological process: glycine metabolic process. NCBI's taxonomy places the organism in Eukaryota, Metazoa, Chordata, Mammalia, Carnivora, Felidae. The record is from RefSeq and is a predicted model, not a curated record. The transcript is spliced from 6 exons.
AUGUGCAAGGUCCACAUUUUGAACCUCAGCUCAGCGAUCUCUGGAGGAGACAGACCUAAACUCAGUCUGAGAGAUCUUGCCGAACUGACACCAUCAGAGGGAAAUUUCAUCGCCUGGAAGUCUGCUCUUCAUUUGUUCCUGGGGACACCUGCAAAGAUUGGUGUGGAGACAGCUUUCCAGGCUAAGGUACCUUCCAUGAUGUUCCCACUGCAAGGUGCCCAAAUGCUGCAGUCACUGGAGAGGUCCUUGAAGAAGAGCCUUCCUGAAUCCUUAAAGGUUUAUGGGACUGUCUUCCACAUGAACCAGGGAAACCCAUUCAAGCUGAAGGCUCUAGUGGACAAGUGGCCUGAUUUUAACACAGUGGUUAUCCGCCCUCAGGAGCAGGAGAUGACAGAUGAUCUUGAUCACUACACCAAUACUUACCAAAUCUACUCCAAGGACCUCAAGAACUGUCAGAAAUGUCUUGUCUCACCAGAAGUCAUCAACUGGAAACAGCAUUUGCAGAUCCAAAGUUCACAGCCCAGCCUGAAUGAGGUGAUACAAAAUCUUGCAGCUACUAAAUCCUUCCAAGUCAAGCAAACACAUUGCAUUCUCUAUAUGACAGCUGAGACGAUAAAGAAACUAGUUCCUUCCCUGCUGGAGGGAAAGAACUUAUCACCCAACAGGGGCAAACCCAAGGCCAUCUGCCAAGAGAUGUUUAAACCCUCCUCCCUGGAUGUUACCCACGCUGCCUUGGUGAAUAAAUUCUGGCAUUUUGGCGGCAAUGAGAGGAGCCAGAGAUUCAUCGAGCGCUGUAUCCAGAACUUCCCCACCCUCUGCCUGCUGGGGCCUGAGAGGACGCCUGUAUCCUGGAACCUGAUGGACCAGACAGGAGAGUUACGGAUGGCGGGUACCCUGCCUGAGUACCGGGCCCACGGCCUUAUCACCCAAGUCAUCUAUUCCCAUAGUCACUAUCUAAACAAACUUGGCUUCCCCAUAUAUUCUCACGUUGACAAGAGUAACAAAACUAUGCAGAAAGUUUGUAAGAAACUUGAUCAUAUCACCAUACCCUGUGGCUGGAACCAGUGGCACUGUGUGCCCCUGUGA